Aethalodelphis obliquidens (Pacific white-sided dolphin) is the source of this 3306-nucleotide messenger RNA. RefSeq names its product protein O-mannosyltransferase 1 (gene POMT1). Gene Ontology annotation, cellular component: membrane. Gene Ontology annotation, biological process: protein O-linked glycosylation. Bases 664 to 2505 code for a protein of 613 amino acids. Lineage: Eukaryota; Metazoa; Chordata; Mammalia; Artiodactyla; Delphinidae. Gene Ontology annotation, molecular function: mannosyltransferase activity. The transcript has 17 exons. The record is from RefSeq and is a predicted model, not a curated record.
GGCGCAGGUGAAACCUUCGGGAAAGAUAGCGGCCUGCGGGAGAGAAAGGGGAGUGCCGGGAAGAGGAGUGGGGGCCUCCCAGGGCAGACAGGGUCUCUGGAGAGAAGGGGGUGCUCAGGGCAGAUGUAGCUGCAGGGAGAGAAGCGGGCCUCCAGGGCAGAUGCAGCCUUGAGAAUAGAAGGGGACCGCCGAAGGCCAGAUGCAGCUUUGAUGCGGGAAAGGCGGUGCCCAAGGCAGAUGCAGCCUUAAGAAAAGUGGAGCCUCGGGGGAGGAAACGGGGUUGCCCAGUGCAGAUGCGCCCUCGGGGUGAGAAAGGGGGCGCCCAGGGGACGGUGCUGGCCCGCGGCGGGAGGGGAGGGGAGGGAGGAUCUUGGCGCAGAGGUGGAGGCUCUGAGCCUCAGGGGGUGGAGGUCACCGCGCUGUAAGCUGGCCACACUGCCUAGGUGGGGAGGGGCCAGGAGGCCGCCUCAUUGACCGGAAGUGCCCAGCAGGUGUUGGUGGAGUGAGUGAAUAUUGAGUCCUCAGAUUCCCACCUCGGUUGACCGCUCGUGAAAGCAGGGUCUUGUCACAGCGUCUUUCGAGCCUUCAGGGGGCCACCUGUGUUCUGACGACAGCUCUUCCCUGCUUUUCCAGGGCAUCCUCCCCGGCCCGCUUUUCUACGAGAUGUUGGGAUUUUUGCAGCGCCCUGUGGUGGUGACAGCUGACAUCAACUUGAAUGUCGUGGCUCUGACCGCGGUGGGGUUGCUGAGCCGACUGUGGCAGCUUGCCUAUCCAAGGGCCGUGGUUUUUGAUGAAGUGUAUUAUGGGCAGUACAUCUCUUUUUACAUGAAGCGGAUCUUCUUUUUGGAUGGCAGCGGACCACCGUUCGGCCACAUGCUGCUGGCCUUGGGAGGUUAUUUAGGAGGAUUUGAUGGUAACUUUUUGUGGAACAGAAUUGGAGCAGAAUACAGCACCAACGUGCCCGUGUGGUCCCUGCGCCUGCUGCCGGCCCUUGCGGGGGCCCUGUCGGUGCCCAUGGCCUACCAGAUCGUGUGGGAGCUCGGCUUCUCUCACUGUGCCGCCGUGGGGGCCGCUCUUCUGAUUCUGAUCGAGAACGCUCUGAUCACUCAGUCGAGGCUGAUGCUUUUGGAAUCAGCGUUGAUAUUUUUCAACCUGUUGGCCGUGCUGUCUUACCUGAAGUUCUCCAACUCCCAGAAACAUGGGCCCUUCUCUCCGAGCUGGUGGUUUUGGUUGACACUGACGGGUGUGGCCUGCGCCUGUGCGGUCGGCAUCAAGUAUGUGGGUGUGUUCACAUACUUACUGGUGCUUGGGGUUGCCGCUGUCCACGCCUGGCACCUGAUAGGAGACCAGACGCUGUCAAACGUUCGUGUGCUGUGUCACCUGCUCGCCCGAGCGGUGGCCCUGUUGGUCAUCCCCGUCCUCGUGUACCUGCUGUUCUUCUAUGUCCACCUGCUGCUGCUCUGCCGCUCCGGGCCGCACGACCAAAUCAUGUCCAGUGCCUUCCAGGCCAGCUUGGAGGGGGGACUGGCGCGGAUCACACAAGGCCAGCCCCUGGAGGUGGCCUACGGUUCCCAGGUCACUCUGAAGAACGCCUUUGGCCAACCCGUGCCCUGCUGGCUUCAUUCCCACCAGAGCACCUACCCCGUGAUAUACGAGAAUGGCCGCGGCAGCUCCCACCAGCAGCAGGUGACCUGCUACCCCUUCAAGGAUGUCAACAACUGGUGGAUUGUAAAGGACCCCGGGAGGCACCAGCUGGUGGUGAACAACCCCCCGAGGCCUGUGCGGCACGGCGACAUCGUGCAGCUGGCGCACGGCAUGACCACCCGCCUCCUCAACACGCACGACGUCGCGGCCCCCCUGAGCCCUCACUCCCAGGAGGUGUCCUGCUACAUCGACUACAAUGUCUCCAUGCCCGCCCAGAACCUCUGGAGGCUGGACAUCGUGAACAGAGAGUCGGACACGGACGUCUGGAAGACCAUCGUGUCAGAGGUCCGCUUUGUGCAUGUGAACACCUCAGCCAUCCUCAAGCUGAGCGGGGCGCCCCUCCCGGACUGGGGCUUUCGGCAGCUGGAGGUGGUCGGGGAGCAGCUGUCCCGGGGCUACCACGGGAGCACCAUGUGGAGCGUGGAGGAACACCGCUACGGCAGGAGUUCUGGUGUGUCUGCCAGGCCAGGAGCAGAAGGAGAGGGAACUGGAGCUGCACUCCCCUACGCAGACAGACGUCAGCAGAAACCUCAGCUUCAUGGCCAGAUUCUCGGAGCUGCAGUGGCGGAUGCUGACAGUGAGAAGCGACGAUUCCGAACACAAAUACAGCUCCACGCCGCUGGACUGGGUCAUGCUAGACACCAACAUCGCCUACUGGCUGCACCCCAGGACCAGUGCACAGAUCCACCUGCUCGGAAACAUCGUGAUCUGGGCCUCGGCCAGCCUCGCCACCCUGGUGUACGCCCUGCUCUUCAUCUGGUACCUGUUCAGACGCCGAAGAAGAGUCUGCGACCUCCCUGAGGGUCCGUGCAGCUGCCCACACGUGUCUCACGCCCACUCUUUCUGGUUCUGACGGGAGAUCCUUGUGCUUCGGGUGUCAGCCCGGCCGCACCAGCAAGCAGGGCCUUGAGGCCACCUCUUUGUUUCUGCCUCGAGGGAACUUCUGUCUCUUCCCCAGAGACAGCAUGUUGCAGUCCAGUCCCCGCAUCGCCUUCAAGGCUUCUCCGGGGACGUGCAGGUGUCGGGCAGGAAUUGCCUGACACCCUGGAAGUGGCUGAUGGGACAGAGGCGCCAGCGGGCACUUAGUCAAGGGUGGUGGUUUGCAAGGACAGAGACCCCAUUCAGACCAUCCUGAAACAGGAAAGGAGCAAACACCCAGGGCAGGGCUGGGCCCCGAAGGCCGUCAGGGGCAGGGAGGCGCCUUCUCUGGGCUCAGCUCCGAGCUGGUCAUUCUCUCCACCGACUCCCGGCUCUCCUGGGCGGGUGCACGGGUCCAGCCCCUCCACUGCUCCCUGAGUAGUGAGACCCAGCUCGGAAUCUCCGGGUGAGCCAAGGCCAGCAGGCAGUCGGGAAUAAGCUGAGCCUGGCCCCCAGGAAGCUGGCAUUUCUCAGGAAGGGGACGGUAGUACCAGCAGGAAGUUACAGGAGGUUCUUAGGACACAGUCUGUCCUUCCUCCAGAAAUGUGCGAAGGCUGGGAGGGGACACAGAGAAAUCAGGAGCUGGAGCUCGCGUGUACCUUGCGGAUGAGGAGGCCGGCCUGCUGGACUGCCGGGAGCUUCCCAGCUGGACCGUCAGCAGCGCCGGCUCGAGAUGACCUUUUC